This is a messenger RNA of Drosophila innubila, 1800 nucleotides long. RefSeq names its product cardioacceleratory peptide receptor (gene CCAP-R). Gene Ontology annotation, molecular function: vasopressin receptor activity. Gene Ontology annotation, cellular component: membrane. Lineage: Eukaryota; Metazoa; Arthropoda; Insecta; Diptera; Drosophilidae. The record is from RefSeq and is a predicted model, not a curated record. The transcript has 7 exons. The coding region runs from base 107 to 1600 and encodes 497 amino acids. Gene Ontology annotation, biological process: G protein-coupled receptor signaling pathway.
GAACGUAAUUUAAAUUGCAAUUGCAAUUCAUGCCACGGCAAAUACUUGAGUAUUAUCUCUAGGUGGCAAUGGCUCACACUUAAGUCGAGCUUCAAACAAAGGCAGAAUGUUGCAUCUGAGGCUAUUCGAUAGCUCGCUUUAUUAUACAUUGGCAUCUGUAUCGUCGGGCAUGCUGCCAUCUCCGCAAGCGUCCAAUGCCAGCCAGUUGACGUUCAGUGGCACAGCAGCUCCAUUGCCAGUGGAGGCUGCAGUUAAUCUGACAUAUUUCACACCUGCGGUUUCACACGUGAUGUUGGCGCCAACGCCAACGACCGCAAGCUCAGUCCAGACGACAGCGGCGACAAUGACAACAACAACAGUAGCAACAGCAACAACAGCGACGGCUACAACAACAUCCACAGGUAGCGACUUCCAGACGGCAACUGUGGGCAACAACUUAACAGCGCCACAUGCGGGCGAAUUGGACAACUUGAACUCGUUCUACUUUUAUGAGACGGAACAAUUUGCUGUGUUGUGGAUACUUUUCACUAUUAUUGUGCUAGGCAAUUCGGCGGUGUUGUUUGUCAUGUUCAUCAAUAAGAACCGCAAGUCGCGAAUGAACUACUUCAUCAAACAACUGGCGCUGGCAGAUCUGUGCGUGGGAUUGCUCAACGUGCUGACGGAUAUUAUUUGGCGCAUUACAAUAUCGUGGCGGGCUGGGAAUCUGGCCUGCAAGGUCAUUAGGUUCUCACAGGUGUGCGUGACGUACUCCUCCACCUAUGUGCUGGUGGCCAUGAGCAUUGACAGAUACGAUGCAAUAACGCAUCCAAUGAACUUCUCAAAGUCGUGGAAACGGGCUCGUCAUUUGGUGGCUGGAGCCUGGAUUCUCUCCGCGCUCUUCUCGUUGCCAAUAUUGGUGCUCUAUGAGGAGAAGCUCAUACAGGGCCAUCCGCAGUGCUGGAUUGAGUUGGGCUCGCCCAUGGCCUGGCAGAUUUAUAUGAGUCUCGUGUCCGCCACUUUGUUUGCAGUCCCAGCUCUAAUUAUAUCCGCCUGCUACGCAAUUAUUGUAAAAACAAUAUGGGCCAAGGGCUCUAUAUUUGUGCCCACAGGUUUCGGUGCUGCUGCAACGCGACGUGCCAGCUCCAGGGGAAUAAUACCUCGUGCCAAGGUCAAAACGGUCAAGAUGACACUGACGAUUGUGUUUGUGUUUAUCAUAUGUUGGUCACCCUAUAUCAUAUUUGAUCUGCUGCAAGUCUUUGGCCAGAUACCGCACUCUCAGACUAACAUUGCCAUAGCCACAUUCAUACAGAGUCUUGCACCACUAAACUCGGCAGCAAAUCCACUUAUAUACUGUCUGUUCUCCUCGCAAGUCUUUCGCACACUCAGCCGAUUUCCGCCCUUCAAGUGGUUCACCUGCUGCUGCAAGUCCUAUCGCAACAACUCACAGCAGAACCGCUGUCAUACAGUGGGUCGACGUCUGCACAAUAGCUGCGAUUCCAUGCGCACACUGACCACAUCCCUGACAGUGUCACGUCGCUCCACGAAUAAGACAAAUGCCCGGGUGAUCAUCUGCGAGCGGCCCACAAAGGUGAUUACAGUUCCGGCCAUGUCAGAGGUAUGAUAGCUGGCGCAUACGACCCGUAAACGUUCAUCGUUUGCCAUCCAUGGUCCGACAUCUUUUAGCGAUGCGGAGUUCCUCUAAAUAAAUCGCUGAAGUGAUGCGAGGCUUAGACAAUAAGUGCGAUAUUUGUGUGUAUGCAAAGCGGAAACUCAAUUCGAAUAUAUGUAGAUAUGCUACGAAUUUCAAUGCAAGUACAAGUA